ACAACCUUUCGCGAUAGCACCGUUUUUCACGGCACUCUCGGAUCUCGUCACUCCACUACCACCACAGUAACACGCAUACUCACAAACAGCAGGCCGUCGAUGUACAUAUACAGAUAGGAUAUCAAGACAUUUUCACACACUCACACACUCACACAAUUCGCACAUUUGCUCACCAUCGGCGCUACCAAACAGCUCCCGUCGUUGGAAAGGAUUCUAAAAGUAUUUUGCUGUGCAUUCGAAACGGAUCCUUCUGAAUAGAAUUUGUUAGGAGGAAAAAAAGUACUGUUUGGUGGAAAACACCUCGGGAUCGCGUUCGGUUGGAAAAUACUUGUGGCCGAUAGAGAUAACCUGUAAGUUUUGACUCCAAGUGCGCCAGAUAUUCGAUAAUUUAGUAAUAAGUAGUGUGAAAAAGAGAAAAGCUUUAGUUGUUCGAUCGAGCAUGGAAUUGCAGCCUAGUUAAAUAUUGAAUGCUUCGCUAGAGUGAAAUGCGUGUAUUUUUACGUAACGUAAUAAUGAAGAUACAGCCCUCAUAUUUCGACUAAAAAUGUGCGAAAAAAUCAAAAGGUUCUUUUGAACACAGACUUUGCACUAAAUCAUGUGAUAGAAGUCAAAUUGUGCUGCUAGUGAAGUGAAUCCGUUUCGCCAAAUGGAUCGAUAAAGAUAAUACUCCAACUCAUCAAAACAUCCUCUUCCCCGAACAUUAAUGGUUAUUAAAUGAGUCUGCUGCGUUCCGGCAAUGUUCGUGCAGCUGUAAGUCAUCAAAGAUGAUAGUCAGUUUUUUCCCCGACCACAUAUGGGGAGGUUGCACAGCGAAAAGUCACCAGCAGAAGAAUCAACUCUACCAUCGGAUCAUCUACGCCCUCAUUAGCGAUAAGUACAUCAAAAACCGACGGUUGCGUAAAUCGUCAUUUGCGCUGCUCUAUCUGUCGUACGUGUUUAUCAAGAUGCUUCCAAUGACGCUGGCCAUUGAGACAAACACCGCCGCCAAACCGGUACCGGCCCUGAGCGUACGUUCGCGCACUCUUCCGGAAAUGGUGGUGCCACACCUGGAGGAAGACGACGACGACUAUAUCGAUGAAGAUAUUGACGAGUACGACAUAGUCAACAAUAAGUCCGCCAAAGGAAUGUACGUCGGAGCCCCAUGUGAGUUUACGUGCCACGCCAAACUGCAUCACGUGUACUGCGAUCCUUCCAGCAACACAUGCAGCUGCGAAAAAGACUACCUUGUACUGAUCGGAAUACUAAGAGGAUGUGCCAAGCCCAAAAAAUUAGGGGAUCAAUGCUUCUACGACCAGACCUGCAUCUACAACGACGAACACGCGCUCUGCGUCCAGAUUAGUCACAACGCCAUCUGCCAGUGUGCACCCGGUUUCCACUCCGUUAGCUAUUCCAAACCAACCAAACGUGUCUUCUGCACGCAAGAUUUGGCUGUUAUAACUGCGGAUCUUCCGACACUAUUCGGUGUCACCAGUGGCAUUGCUGUGCUAGCCGGUCUCAUUUGCAUGGUGCUGCAUUUAUUUAGCAAAACGAAAUAUCCUCGACCUCGACAUUUCGGCGAUGCCAACCUAGCGCCACCAAUUUUGUACAACAGUGAUACAGGGAUUCCAUUGACAAUACAGUCGGCAAGGCCUUCGUCGCGUUCCAGCCAACGAUCUAGCGGCUCCAUCGGUUCCUAUGGCAAUCGACGGCCGUCCAGUGCUCCUCUGCACGGUUCCAAAGGUGUCUUGGUGUCAACCUCGCGUACAGGUGCGGCUAGAUCUGCCGCCAUAUUGCUUGUAUCAUGUCACAUAUCUGCAAUUAGAAGUAGUAGAUCCACCACCGCUAACAACUCGCCGCAUCCGAGCGACCAUCUGAGCGAUGACAAUAUGACCAAGUAUCUCGAGCGUCAACUGGAGCACCAGAAACAGUUGCUCUAUCUGGACAUUCCGGCGCUCAGAAAUCACAACAAAUUGUUGUCGAAAUUUUGCAAAACCUCCAAAUACGCAUCCAGUAAUGACGACUCCAGUUACGACGACGAAGAGAACGACACUGGACACAAUCAUUACAGCUAUGAAAACGAUAGCGUGGAGUUGGGAGCUCUACCAACACCCGCAAGCGAGGUGGCAAAUGUCGCGCAAACUUCCGAGAACUUGAUCACACCAGCUCCGAGGCAACAUAUCAAAUCAAAGCAGAAUGAAUGGUUCCCGAAGACCAAGUUUAGCUUCGAUUCACAGCACCACAUCGUCGGUUCGGAGUUACAGCAUGCGUCGGUUCGAGCAGGAGGUCCAGCAAAAGGAACUGCGGCAGGAAAUGAAAAAACACCUGGUGCGACUUCAAGAACAGCAGCAGUUGCAAAAAAUCAAGCCCAACAUCAUCAUCGGCGACGUGAUAUCCUGCCCGAUGAACAAGCCCAUUCUGACCACCCCCAGCCCGAUGACACCGAACUCGAUCGAUGAUUUGCUGCCGUCGGUCGACGAAACGCAGGAGCUUUCUCCUAACCUGAGCCAGCGGUCUAUUAGCGAUAGUACAUGUGGCGGUUUCGACGGCCCUUGCAGCUCUACUGAACUAUUAAAAUAAUGCAACACAUGACAACAACAACAACAAAAAAAACAAAAAUUAACCUAAAACCUGCGCUAAAUGGAUGAUUUACCACAACAACACACAACCGCAAAGGAUACAACCUGGAGGUUAUCAUCGUUGUUAAAUAGGAGUUUUAUGGAUUUUUUAGAUAAGUUACAACCUACAAGUACGACAUUUAUAUAGAGUAAUUACUAUAAUAGCUGAUAACAAUAGUUGAAAACAAAGAUCUGACGAAACAACAGCAGGCUAGAAUUAAAACAAAAGGAAAUCUAGUAGAAUUAAAGACCUAAUGAAAGACCAAUCAAAAACAAAGCAACCAGGAAAUCGGAAUGUGAAUCGAAUCGAUUUAGCUCUUGUUCCACGAAACUAAUUAAACAAUAGCAUCGGUUAACUGAUAGAUUAACUCUAGCACAGUCCAUGUCCUAAAGUUCCAACAGAGUAUCUAAUGUAAAAAAAACAGAAACAGAGCCUAUAAAAUGAUAUCUGCAGUAUUGAUUCAAACCACUAAAUAAGCAAUAAUUAUCAGCAAACAGACGAACAAAGCUCAAUCAGAUAUAAGUCAGCAGUCGGGCAAUUUCAACCAAGCCUAACCGGAGUAAAUUGCCUGCAGGAAUUGCUAGUGGGAUCGAAAAUUGCAGGAAUCAAACAGGAGAAAAUAUUCUUAUGACUGAAUUUAUGAACAAAAAAUAAUGUGAAGCACAACGCGAUUCUCCAUUUAACACACCAGAACGAUAAGCAGUCAGAACUAGGAGCUCUUACUUCGCCGAAACAUUUAGUGGUUUACGAAUGGUGGAAUAGCUAGGGUCUGUAUGAGUUGUUUUGCAUUCUCCUAAUUCGCGAGUUUAGUAUUCCGGUUUCUAAGAGAAUUAACGAAACAGUAACAGUUACUCACAACUAUUGAAUCUUUGCUUAGCUGACAUCGACGUUGAAAUGUAGCGUUUCUAUUUCUAACUUUUUGCAAUUGUAGCUUUACAUAAACGAUAAACUAACAAACAAAAAAAACAGACGCAAGUCAAAGCGGUAUUAGGUUUGUUUCAAUAAUAUUCAAAAUCUCUAGCGUAAACGUGAUUCAAGCGAUUUAUUUUGAUUCCACGAGUCUUCUUCACGUCGAAUGGUUGUAACAACGAAGAGCUAAUGUUGCUGCCAGAGUUCAAGCAUUCACGCAAACAGUGUCGAAACGCGCAUGCGAGCUAGUUACAGUUGAUCAAAGCAAACUUGUCAGAGUGAAUACUAUGCGAUAACCGUACCUCGCAUUGAAUCGCUUUGCUUCGCUGCGCGUCCCGUGCUCACUUUGGCUGCACCUUAAGGUUGCUGUCAGAGUGAACGCAGAACGCGGACCGAAGCGAAGCGAUCGGCCCCCUGUCACGACGCCAUCUUGAUGAGAUCAAAAUCGGAACUUCAAAAUCAGCUGAUUGCAACGUAAACAAACGAACAGUAAUGCAUUUAUUUAACGCGUUUACCUUGUUUUGUGCACGAAUAUUAGUGAAUUUUGUGUCGACUCUCUCACAAUAACUUGUCGGCUUACCUAAAAUACAGCAGACAGUGUUUUGGGACAUUAAAAGAGAUAAUUUUCACAAUUUGAGAGUCGCGAUGAGUAUCAAUACAUCGCAGUGUUUGGGGCUCGAAACGCGAGGGGCUCAACGUAAUCGGUAUAUUUUCAAAUGGCUGGUGCUAACAUACCGGUGUCAGAUGGCUGGAAGCGAUGCAAUGCGAUGUACUGUUUUCGCAUCACGUUCACUUCGACAGAUUUGCUUUGAUCAAAUAGUUCGCACGCGUGCCUCGACGCUUCGCGUAACGGUUUUACGCUGACAGCAACCAAACAUAAGGCGUCAAUAUAAAUCCAGCUUAGUAAGCCUCGUCACUAUUCUUGAUAUUCACCAUUACUAAACUUUCAACACAGUCCAUGCAUUUCCUACACAGCCCAAAUUCUCAAAUUCUGCGUGAUAACUACUUCCAACCGUACACUGGUCAACUUUCUAAUCAUUUUCAAUCAGGUUGGCAUCUGUGAAUUGCAAGCGUCAGUCCACUGCCCUAACGUUAUUUUUUUCUUUUUCCCGCUUAGCCAUGCAACUCCGUUGUUUUGGGUCAUAAAUCUUCUGAAAUAUUCAAUGUGCAUGAUUACUCUUGAACAUAUUUUUAUCUGAGAUGGUGGAAAAUACACUCAUAUUCGUCUCUCAACCAGUUGAGUUUGAGCCUGACGAAGUAAAAGCAUAGAAUUUCACUUGAAUAUAUCCCGUUGUUUUGUACCAGCUCGUAUCGACCUCCUUUAGUGGUAGUCAUCGACAUUUUUAUACACUUGUAUCGCGUGAUUCAUUUCGCAACAAACGUUUUGAAGACCGAUUCACCUUUCAUAUGAGUAUUUACAGGUAUCACAAUACGAUCAGAAACGUCAUACUAAGAUAAAAUUUUAUUUUGGCCAAAGCCGUCCGUCGGUACUAUCCUUGUCACGUGAAACAGACGAAAAUAUAGUCUAGCUUGAAAAAAAAAUCACGCGCACUUUACUCUGAAACAGACAACUAAAACAAUAGCCCCUGGUACUGAAACAAACCUACUAUUGCCACUGAACUGUGUAAAAUGUGCAUCUACUCUGUUGCACUCAAUGCCUGUCUGCACUACGCGCGGUUUACGUACUAUGCUGUUUAGCUAGUUUUAUAUAUUCCGUGAUUAUUUCGAAUUGGGACAAUCAGACGACUGAAACGCCUAUCGCACAAGCUAGUCGUCGAGUGUUUGAGCCUCAAAAGAAAUCUAGGAUUGUAUCACCAGCCAUGCAGUUAUUCUAUGAACAAUUCUUAUCCAAUUUGACCUCACUUCUCGUUAGAAAAAUCAACUGUCGAACAGCAAAGAAUUUAGGCAAUAUUUUUUAACGUUCAAUUGAGAAUAUUUAUGACAGUGUGCUUGUAUUCAAAUACCAGUUCACAAAUUUUUAUAUGAAGUGAAGUGACUUUUGAAAUAACAGAUUAUUAUAUCUAAAAAUUUUUGUAUUCACAAGACAAGAAUUCAAAUCUUCGCAUAAUAACGUAUAAAAUUAACAACUCUUUUAAAUGCGUCUGGAGAUGAUACGUAAAACUUUUAUGACGACACACUUUUCAACUUUAUUAUUUCUGCCGAAAAAAUAACAAUUCACUUGUCAAUGAUCUUUCUGUCUCAAGUAAACCCAAUUCUCACUACAGCGAUGGUUCAGUGUCUUCAUAUAGUGAUGCAGGGUUUGGAUGAAUGAAGCAGUGAAGAUGAGUAUACAUGCUUCGCGGCGUAUGUUAUUCAUGAAUAUACCUGCUUUAUGAAUCAUGUCGCUUUUGAGGAAGUGUGAGCCUUGUUGCUUUAUUGAAGUGGCUGUCCAUGCACGAGAAUAGAAGAGAGCGAACAAUAUUCACCCCUACUACUGUUUCUCCUUCUCUCGGCAAGAGAGAAGCUCUAGCCCCAUAAUUCACUGCAAGCAAAUUAGCUUCACGGUGCAAGAUAGUGAUGAAGAUUAAAUAUUCAGUUUUCGCUAGCAGACUGAUGACUGGCUCUUAACGGUCGCAUGUUUCUUCGAGGCAGAGAUGCCAGAUAUUUUCAUAGAAAAUCUGUAUUACCCAAAAUGAAAAAUCUGUAUUUAUCUGUAUCCACUAUAGAAUCGAAAUAUUUAUAAUAAAAAUUUGUUGAGGUUAUGUUACUCCUAAAAUUUAUGGUUUUAUAAUGAGAAAUUGAAUGAGUGCUCAAUAUUCAUAUCAUUCUACAACGACGACAUUAAAUGCUUUCAAAUUUUCAUCACCAAUCGGAAUCAACAAAACAUAAUUUCAAUUUCGUAUACUUUCAAAAUAUUGGCUUGAUGAGUUGAUGUAGGAUCUCAGUGCUCAACUUAAACUAUCAACACCAUUUAAAGAUUUUUAGAUCAAUUUGUGAUUCGUCGAUUGAUUUCAAAACUCUCAUCUCGUCACUACUACCAAAGAGAGCUCAGACAAACGAAAUUAUUUUAUUCUUUCCUUUUUUUUGGAAAAUCUGUAUGAAUCUGUAUUAAGUUUUAAAAACCUGUACAAAAUCUGUAUGCUGUAUGAAAUCUGUAUGUGCAUGUAAAAAUCUGUAUAAUACAGAUAAAUCUGUAUAAAUGGCAUCUCUGCUUCGAGGUCCGAAAGCAGGUGUGCACUGCCACCGCUAGAGCGUUUAUUAGAGUAAAGGUUUUGCUGUAAUGGGGACAUGUGUUUCUUACAGCUCUCGAAGCUCAUAGCAAUACACAAUGAAAAUUCAAUGGAAAAAUGUUCAACGCGGAAUACUGAUUAAAAGACCUAUUUUUUAUCCUACUGGUUGAUUACCUAUCAUGCACUACUACGAUUAAACCCAUUUAUUCAGCAGGAAUUUGAUUUACACAAGUAACAAGAGUGCAUGAGCUAGUUUCUCUCUAACAGCCAGCAAACGAAGCGUUUGUUUGUUUGCAGUAUUUGGUGAGAUCACCAGAUCGCCAUUGCGAAUUGCUUCGCUCCUGUUACUUCUGUUUAUAAUAUUCAAGUAUAACUAAGAAUUCUUACCCUCUACUAACUUGACACGAGUUGAAUAAGUGAUAUGCAACAGUUUUCGUGGCAUAAAGUCAUCAUUAACAGCCGUUCGCGUCGGAGAGCCAGUCAUCAGCCUGUUAGCGAAAACUGAAUAUAUAAUCUUCAUCACUUACUAGCCCCGUGAAGAUCGUUAGCUUGCAAUGAAUUGUUUGUGAGAAGAACGACGUUCAUGACCACGAAAGAGCAAGCUAUAUUCACGGCUUCUGUGCUUUAUGAAGACACUAAUACCAGCACACUAUACCAUCUGUGCAUAUGUGGAAUAUAUUUGCUUCCACUAACGUUUUGUUUGUGUGGUUCUUUUUGGCUGGAAAGGUGUUCUCUUUGUGAGCGGUGGAAUUGUUCGCUCACAAUGCAAUGGAAACUAUAUAUUCAUUCACCGGUGAAUGAAUAUUCCAAACCCUGGUGAUGUUUCUAGGAUUACCAGGAUUACUAGGACUGCUUUCAAAGCAGACCUUCUGGUGCGUUUUCAUUACCAGACCCUACUUACAAAAUUGACAACAACAUAUCGCACUUUUGCUUAAAAUACGUAUUAAGGGCUGAGUCCAGUAGGUCGCGUAAAACCACGUGGCUCGCUGUGCGUAUUAAAUUUCUCUCCAUGCUCUCUCGCAAAUGUGCAAAAUGACUCUCGAUGUGGCCAGGUGGCCAAAAAAGUUUUGAUAUUGUCGGUUACAAGUUUGACUACAUCACAUAAAAUCCAAGAAAGCUGCCGCUUGUUUGGCAGCCUUUUUGAGCCGAUUUUAUUUCUCUCUCAUGUUUCGUUACGUUACUAGGGAACUGGAUCAGAAAACAAUGGCGCCACCAUAGAAAUCGACUUACCUUCACAAAAUUAACAUUCACUUCAUUUUUAUCGCGACAACAUAUAUGUUUUUAUGCACUAAUCGCAUCUAAAUUAAAUUAUCUAGACAUUGUCUGGAUAGAUUUUUGAUUCAUGCUUUUGAAGGCUAGAUAUUCAAUGAACAAAUUGAAAGACGGCUUUUUCAGCUAUGCAAUUCUUCCAUCAGAAAAAUGACUUUCUCAACCGGUAAAGCCAAUGAAUCAUUCUGAAAUUUUCACAGAAUAAUCUAAACUAGUUUUCUAAGAGAUUGUCAGUUGGGUUUUUUGAUAUUCGUCACCGUUUCUGAGAAAAUCAGAUUUGAAGAGUGAAAAUAGCCCUAUAAAUCACUCUAAAACACACUGGCCUCAGACCUUGAUGUAAAACACUCAAAACAUUUUGAACAAAGUUAUUCAUAGUAUUAUAUAAAACAUGAACAUUGUAUUCCGCUCUCAAUUAUUUCAGAUGGUUGCAAAAAGUAGCUGAUCUUGCAGCUCUAAUUUGAAAGUACAUUGAAUUUACAUCAAAAUCUCGAAGAAAUGCAGGUCUCCUAACAAGUACAGAAAAAUCAGUGAGCUGGGUUUAUAAUCUAUUUACUAUUGACGUAUCAUUUUUUUCACUUGGAAGGUCUCCAAACAACUUGUGAAGUUCAGUUUUUGCAAUGACUGAGCGGAAACAUAUAUUGGAGAGGCCAAAUGAAAGAAAAACUAACAGAAAAGAUGAAUUUUUGGAAAAAGAUACGCUCAGAGACAGGACUCGAACCUGCGUUCUUAUGCAUUCCGUGCAUACGCGCUACCAUUUCGCCACUCUGAAUCUUGUUUUAGUCACUCUAAAACGCCAAACAGACACAAGAGCGCGUACAUCGAACAUGGUCUACAUCCUGGCCGUCACCCGACCAAAACAAUCUUCUCUGUCCAUCAAACACUAGUCUUCUCGCUUUAUACCUUUAUACUUUAUAACUUGUGAAGCCCUGAGGAUGUUUGUUAACACGGAAUCAAUUCUAUGGGACCACAAUCGAAAUUUACCGGAAUUGGACAUUGUAGCCAGAUCAUUUGUUUGAGUGUGGCUCUAUUAUUUCAGUGCGAUUUUAGAAAAUAUCCUAAUCAUUUUUACUUCGAGAUUAUUGUUCAUGACGAGUUUUGCGAAGUUUCCCAUAAAUACAUGGAUGGAUCAGAAGAUAAAUUUAUUUAGUUGUUUUGUUUUUACACUAGACGUUGGUAGGUUGUAGAAAAAAAGACAUUGUUUUUCGCUAUAUCCGCCUCAAAAAGUACUUAUUGAUUAGAUAUUUUGAUGUGGAAUCUCAUCUUUGUUCUCUAUAUAGAGGUGCAAAUUAAAAAUUCAAGGAAAAAUACCAGUAGUAACGUGAUCAGGUUACAGCUCAGUCAAUUUUGUUUCAAUUACUAAUAUUAUUUCACCUUUUGAUUGGAAAUAUAUCUACGUAUCCAUUUGAAUAUAUCAAGUAAAGUAUUUUCAAUUAUAUAUCAUUGAAAUUUUAGCUACUAGCUAGCAGUGUCCUAUUUCGCCGCUAAAAAUUCAAGACGCUAUACUGGCUUACUGGAUUUCUUUAACAGAGACGACGGUUUUGAGAGUGUCAUCGAUAUAUCAAUUGGAAAGCAUCGCUCUGAUUGGUCAAUCGAUGCAAAAGCAAAGCUGUAGGAAGACCACGAAUCUAUAAAUUAUUUCUAAAACUCCAGUCUCAUAUGAAACAUGCUAGAGGAAGGUCGCAGCCAGAAAGCGAACGUCAAUAAAAGUAAUACAAAACGAUCUCCAAUAGGCUUGUUUUGAUCAAAUGUGAUUCGCUUGUAGACUGAAUAGUUUUUGAAUGUUUACGAUUAAUUUCCAAUUUUGUUUAUAGACACACUUUUUUAUGAAAAUUGUUCUUAGCUUUCAAAACGUAAGAGAUCAAAUACCUGAAUACCGUUCAUUUAUGCUUAAUAUUACUAAAUAUAAUGGCAUACAUUUCGGUAGCUACAAAUUUUGGCGAACAGUCUAGUUUCUUAGAUCGCGUGUCCAAUGUUUUUCGAAUUUUCAAACAAUACUAAAAAGCUUGCGUUAUGGAUCUUGUGCAAUACUACUACUGUGGGUGAAAAAUAAGAAAGCUUUGUUCAUAAUUCCAGAACUUCUUAUUUAUUCUUCCAAAUCUUUUUCGUACCCCUCAAAGUAAUACCCUCUCCCCCGACCACAAAACACUUUUGCUGACAUUUUUUCCGAUUCUUGAAACAGUUUGAUGUCUUCAACUGACUUAAAACGGUUCCCCCGGAGCGGUCGUUUGAGUUUGCUGAUUAACCAAAAGUCACACGGAGCUAAAUCAGGCGAAAACGGUGAUUGCGGAACGGUAUUGGUUGAAUUUUUGGCGAAAAAAAUCACGAAGAAUCAAUGCAAUAAGCGACGAUGCCUUAUCGUGAGGCAAAAACCAAGAGUUGUCGGACCAUAAUUCCGGCCUCUUGCAACGAAUAGCUUCGCACAUAUGACGCAUAACACUAAAAUAGUACUUUGUGGAAAGUUUGGCCGGUCGGAAGGAAUAAACCUCGAUAAUCAAAGAAAACAACUUGUACCAAUCAAAAACCUGCACCAAAACAAAAGUUUGAUGCCGUGGGACUGCAGAACCUAAAACAUCAGCGAUCGCGGCGACAUUUGCAAAUGUUACUCUUUUGUUCCAUGCGCUAUUUUUAUUGUUCGCAAAAACAAAGAACAAAGCCACGCUACAACCUGGGUUUUGUUUCAAACUCAACGCUUCUGCCUACAUGGAUUAGAAAGAGCAAAAACAUCAUAUUACCAAGAUAUUCUGCUCUUAGAUUCUAUGACCAAAAUUUAUAGAACUUUCAGAAAUUGAAAAAAACUAGGAUAUUUCGUGAUGAAAACAAACAUCAUAUGUUAUACGGCUAAAGUACGAUUCACACGUUAUAUCAGGUGACCGUAUCCGGCAAGGAACGGCAAUAGAAAUGAGCUCUUUGUAACACUUAUUAAAAUGCUAUGUCAACCUCACAGAACGGUUUUACGCCGGUACGCGUUUCGUUUCAAUAAUAAAAGCAUUAAACGAAUCUAAGCUACAGGUGAAGUUCCGUUAACGUUGACGAAAGUUGACCGAUCGUGUGAACCGUACUUGAAACAGUUUGAUUGUAGUGUUUCGUGAUAAAAACCAGUGUUAGGAAAAUCAUGAUCAGAAAAAGUUCAUUAUGUAUCACUCGUGCAAAAAUCAGUUCGAGAGAUUUACUAAAAAAACUCAGUGAUAGAAAAAAUCUCUUCCGACAUUUUUAUUAAUGAAACAAGCAUAUAAAACAUUCUGAACCUCGAAAUUCACAAGUGAUUUUUUGUAUCAGUGAAACGUGAUGAGAAUUUACAGAACUAUCGCUAAUGAGAUAAUCGAAAGGGUGAAGAGUCUCAUAUGAUUAUAAAAUAAAACGCUAUUUAGCAUAAAUUUGAUUCAUAGAAGUAGCAGGAGCGCAGAAUGGACAGCAUGUCUCAAGCACACAGCAGGCGCAACUUUUGAAUAACGCGCUAGAAUUGGCGUAGCGAUUCGAGAAGUACGUUCGCUGGCGAACUUUUCACAACUGAUUUUUUGCCAUGUGAGAUUAGUUUUCAAAGAGAUCGCGCUUGCAAAAAACGCAAAGCGAGUUUUCUCAUGGAUGACUUUUUUGUCUGAAAAAAUAUUUAAAAAAUUAGCCAAGGAAUUUAAUUUAGCAGCACACUGCAUUUUAAAACUCUUGUAAAAAUCCAAACGAUACACCGACACGAAUUCAAGUUUUUAAAUUUCAAAUCAAGAUUCAUUUCGUGCAAUCAGGUUUUGCACGAACAUGACAUAACCUCACAAAAAUGAACAAAAUGAAUCAAUUUUGACAGCUGUCACUGAUUUGUUUGAGUGUUCGUGCUAAUUUGGCCAUCGUGCAAAACCUAAUGGCCAGGGACCCAGUUUGACGAAUUUCCUUUCCUCGUCACUCUAACUAUAAUAGGGACUCUAGUAAAGCGAAGUACCAGCAAAGUGAAUCAACUGUGGUCUUGCAUAUUGAAUUUUUUAUCGUGACGUCACGAAUGAACAAAAAUCUUUGACAGUUCAGCGGUACUGUUUACAAGCAAGCUUAAACAAAAAUCGAAGAACACAUUUCAAACAAUCAUCUUUACACUUUGCAACUAGUCACUUUUAUUUAAUAAAUCUCAAAAACAAACCGUAUCAAAUCGUGAACAAAUGUUUUAAUAUUUUAUUUAGGCGAUAUGGACCGUAAAUGCUCUCAUCCAAUUUGUCAAUAGACAAACCAAAAAAUCUCUGUUUACAAACAUUACUGCUUGGUUAGUAGUGACGGUAAAAAACCUAAUUGCAUUACUAAUUGUUUAUUUACGUUGCAAUCAGCUGAUUUUUGACGUUCUGAAUUUAGUCUCAUCAACAGAGAUACCAGAUCUGCAGAUUUGUCUGUAAAUCUGCAGAUUUCGUACAUAGUGCUGCAGACUUUUGAAAGUCGAAUUUUUUGCAGACUUUCGUCAAAAUUUACAAACUUUUGAAAUUGUCGCGACCGUUUUUUUAUCGUCAAGUCAGUUUAGCGUGUCGUAUUUUAGGGAGAAAUUCCAGCUACCAAGACAUACAUGCUAACUGCAGAUUAUUUUUUUCGGAUAUACAGAUUUUUACAACCCUGCCUGAAGAUAUUUGAAAUUUUUACCUGGCAUCUCUGCUCAAGAUGGUGUUCUAAACUUUGCCUGAACUCAAAAAUGAUUAGACGAGUUUAUAAUAGUUUCGGAGGGAUUAUCACCUACUCUAUUUAAGUAAAAUCCCAGUGGAAAAGAUUUCCUUUUAAGGGAUCCACAUUAGUCAAAGUAAAUACAAAAAUUCACGAAUUACCGCAAUGCUGUUGACGAGCCUUACAUGUAAACGGAUAAUAGCCUGUUCGCACUAUACCGGGACGGGACCAUCCGGGACUAUCCGGGACGUUUUUUCCUCAUCGGCGAUGACUGAGCUACCGGCGUGUGUAUGUAUUGGAAUCCCGGAUCCGGGAUAAAAUCCAUUUGGUUGCCACCAAUAUUCCUCGCCGAGUUUUUUCCAGCGCCGACGGUGCGAAAAAUUCGGCGAGGAAUAGUCCCGGAUGGUCCCGUCCCGGUCGUCCCGCUAUAGUGCGAACAGGCUAUAAAACUGAUAAUUAAAAUAUUUCGUUCAGUUUGUGCUUAAAAGGAGCUUUAGUCUAGCUUUUAGUUUAAUAAUGUUUAGUAGGGAUACUGCGGGAUCAAACGAGUUUAUAAAAGAUUAACAGAUUUUAUACGGGAUUAAGAAAGAUAAGAAUCCAUCGUUUGAGAUAAGGUGAGUUUUUUUCGGAUUAGAUUAGUCACUUUUAUGAGUUACUCCAGAGUUAAUAGUGAUUUGCUCCUUGCAUUAUUUUCGUAAAAACCACUGCCAACCGGUCGGAUGGUACCAAAUCUGAACUAUCAUAUGGGCGGAGAAGAAUUUCUUAAGUCUCUUCACAAAUUAAUUCUCAUUGAACUAAGAAGUCGAAACAGGAAAUCGAUAUAACAGUUAAUAUCCGACUUUCUCAUUUAGUUCACAAGCAUUUCAAAAAUCUUAUUCGGAAUCGGUUAUCCAACUAGAUUAGUGAUAAUUCUCGGUUGAUGUUUCAAAAGGCCGUAAGAGCAAGUGACAGUUUCUCUUUGUUUACUUUCUCUUCUAUUAAUUACCAAGCGAUUUACACGUUUAUCACUUAACUCUUUGCAUAGAAUGAUGCCCGAAACUUUCGACUUUCAAACUGAACUGUGAAAUCCAAGAAAAUCUUUUUAAUCUCAUCACAAUAAUCGAAAGAGAGAGUGAACAAAGAGAAGCUGUCACUUGCUCUUACGGCCUUCUGAAAAAUCAACCGAGAAUUAUGAUAUAUUUUUGACCCUUUUGAAUUGUAAUCCAAAUUUAUUUCGAACCAAAUAUCUCUGUUGGUUAGUUCACGAAGACAGUUACUCUAGAGUAGUUCCGAAAUUCGGACGAUCUUUAAAACAGAUGCUAACUCGAAAAUGUACUACGGUAACAACAAACUAGCUAAAUACCAUAGGUAAACAAAAAAAAAAGACCGCAACCAUUUGUUUUGACCAUACAUUGCUAAUAGACUAUAUUCAAAACGGACAAAUUCUUAAACAUAGUAAAAACUAAUGAAUGUAGAUUCGCAAACGAACGUUUGAACAUAGACUGAUAUAUUAAAUGCAUCAAAAUCAAUAACCCGACCAGCAAAAGUGAAAUCCUUAAAUUCCGAUUCAAAAAAUUCAUCACAGACAUAGAAGACAACUCAAACGUAUUGCUGCUGUACAUUGGGAAAAAAAGGCAAAUUAACAGCUUGAAUUAAGACGACAUUGAGUUCCGUCUGUAUAUAAACUGGUGUUUCUUAUUAUCUACAAAAGAACUUCUAGGUAAUAUGAAUAUAGCAAAAUAUGUUACUUUGAUUAGAUCUGUGAAUUCAGUACCUAUUCGUGCAAUGCUUCCCUGAGAAAAAAAAAGUUUAGUUUGCAAAGAGUUAUACCAAGAAACACACACGUGAACAAUUUGGCUGAUGUAAAAAGCAUAAAAAAAUGGCUGUCAAGAGAUAUUACGGAAGUUUAUAGCGAAUAUUCGUUACGAAAAAAACAGAUUAGAUGAUAAGAAUUUAUAUACAAUCGCAGCAACGACAAAGGCGUAGUCGUCUAAAUAUUAAGGCAUGUAAACAGCAAUGAAUUGAUAAAAAAAAUUACCUUCAGUAGACACUAUGACACAAAUAUUGAUACUGAACGAAAAAAAUAGCAACUGUGUUACAAUAUGUAAAUUCCGUUUCUGUUCGUUGCAACUAUUUUUCGAACGAAUGAUUUUGUGUUUCAGACGUGAUCUAUGUGAACAAACAAACCAAGAAGUGUAUUCGAGACAAAUGUUGCGACCGUUUCAGAAAUAAAAAAAAACCAGAACGGAUCAACUAGA
Molecule: messenger RNA, 14803 nt
Organism: Malaya genurostris
Lineage: Eukaryota; Metazoa; Arthropoda; Insecta; Diptera; Culicidae
Exons: 9
Coding region: 765-2435 (556 amino acids)
Source: RefSeq, a predicted model, not a curated record